Molecule: messenger RNA, 581 nt
Organism: Suillus discolor
Lineage: Eukaryota; Fungi; Basidiomycota; Agaricomycetes; Boletales; Suillaceae
Product: DUF1903-domain-containing protein
Exons: 4
Coding region: 91-345 (84 amino acids)
Source: RefSeq, a predicted model, not a curated record
CCGUGACGAGGUGGCUGUGACAAAAACCUCACGUCUUGGCGCUAACGACAUAGCCCAUGACUGGCACAUUGUUCCCUUCUUGCGUUUGGGAUGAAACAGGAACCCAGUCAAUCUUGCCAAGCUGAAGCCUGUGCACUUCAAACAUGCAUUUCGGCAAACACGUACUCUCCGGAGAAAUGCGACGCACAUCUCAAAAGGCUCUAUCAAUGCUGCUCCGAACUAUAUCAAGACCGUGCGGAGAAUAACGGCACAGAACGUGGCAAUGGUUCCGAUCAAGAAAACAUAUCGACAGCGUGUCCAAUGCAAAAGGUAGUUGAGCGCUGGCUAAAGAGUCAUCCAUCAUGAUCAGCGCGGAAACGUCCCUGCAAUUUGAGGCUCAUGCCCAUCGAUGGCCUACCUGCAGAUUUGAAGCACUUUGUCCGGUCGACCCUUGAUUAUGUUAGAAGCGUGUGAAGUCGACGUCUCGGGUGCUUCCUAGGUGUAGGGCAUGAAGAACAGUUACGGUGGUUUUUAUUGCACAGCCAUAUCAAUAUUGUUAGACGCUCGCACUAAAUUUACCUCCACGGACCACAGCCAGGGCU